Molecule: messenger RNA, 2254 nt
Organism: Dimorphilus gyrociliatus
Lineage: Eukaryota; Metazoa; Annelida; Polychaeta; Dinophilidae
Source: the annotation of a GenBank genome assembly
UAUGAAGAAACAAUCAAAAACAGAGUCUUUACAAGAAUGCCAGAACUGUGCAAUAACGAUUAGCACAAGGGAUGUUGACAAUCACAAAUCAGUUUGUGGAAAAUCUAGAAAAGAAUAUGAUCACUCUUUUAUUGAUAGCUAUGAAUUGAAUGCUAAACUAACAACAGGAGAUGUUGAAAAUGAAAAAGUAAUAUAUGCUACUCCAGUAAUAAUGAGGCACUGCAAAUUUCGAAUUGGUAGACCAGUUUUGGUAAAUAAUAAAUUCUUAUGUAAUAUUUGGAAUAAAAAUAGUCUACCGACUUUAACAUCCGUUCAAGUUCAUUCAAAAUUCGCUUAUAAAUUUCAAAUAAAAAAGGACAUGAUAAGUCUCCGAUCUUAUUCACAGCAUAUUCCAUUAGCAGGAAAAAUUUAUUGGACACUUAAUAAAGAAAAUACAAAUACCAAUAAAGAUUGGUUCGAUGGAGUUAGUAGUUUUCUUAAAAUUACUUUAUACGACGAAUACGUCAAUAAGGAUUUAUCUAUGAAUUUGAUGUACUUAGGAGUUCCUCUUUCUGUUUGUAUUAAAGAUAUUAGGGGACUUAGGAUUUUUCAGAAUCUUUCACUAGAAGACGAGAAAUACUAUCGAGUUUGCUCGGAUACUGUAUUCAUUAACGAAACUAUUCGUAAAACUGAAAAAGAACACUCUACAGACUUAAGUUUCGAAGAUAUUGGCGGAUUAGCCGAUGUGAAAGAUAAACUUGUUGAAUUUGGUAAAUUGUUAGAAAAGCAACAUACAUCUAUUCUUCCUUCUGGAAUUCUAUUGCAUGGACCUUCUGGAACGGGGAAAACGUUGAUCGCUAAGGCUUUUUUAAGACACCUUCAAUCUAAGGAUAUUUAUAAAGUUCAGUUUAGUUCAGGAGAUAUCUUAAGCAAGUAUCAAGGCGAAUCUGAAUCUAAAGUUAAAGCGUAUUUUAACGAAGCUCGAACAAAUUCACCAUCUGUUAUUUUAAUAGAUGAUAUAAAUGUAAUAUGCGCAAAGAAGGAGUCGGAAAACGUUCUCAAGAGAAUUGUUUCGGUUCUGGUAACAGAAAUGGACUCAAUUACAACGACAUCUUCGCCAGUUCUCGUUAUAGCCACUAGUAAUAAGACUGACGAAAUAGAUAUAUCCUUACGAAGAGCAGGCAGAUUGGAAUAUGAAAUUGAAAUACCAGUUCCCAAUGAAAGAGAUAGGAAAGAAAUAUUGCAAGGACUGCUUUCUAAAAUAAAGGACUAUGAGGAGUUUGAUAUUGAAGAGAUUUCCAAGAGGGCUCACGGUUACGUUGGAUCUGAUUUAGUAGCAGUUAUUAAGGACGCUCGUUUUUCAGCUCUAAAAAGCAAUAGAAAAUUGAAAAAAGAAGACAUAGUAUUUUCUUUAAAUCUUAUCAAACCAUCAGCCAUAAGAGAGAUAAUCGUUUCCGUUCCAGACACUAGAUGGAGCGAUAUUGGCGGUCAAGAUACUCUGAAGCUAAAAUUAAAACAAGCCGUAGAAUGGCCUAUUACGAGGAGGGAAGCAUUCCAAAAGCUUGGUAUCAAGCCCCCUAGAGGAUUGUUAAUGUUUGGGCCCCCUGGUUGUUCAAAAACUUUAACAGCUAAAGCUUUAGCUAAUGAAACAAAUUUAAAUUUUCUAGCAGUUAAAGGACCAGAGCUCCUUUCAAAGUGGGUAGGCGAAUCAGAAAGAGCCGUAAGGCAACUAUUUCAAAAGGCCAGGCAAGCUGCACCAGCAAUAGUUUUCUUUGAUGAAAUUGACGCUAUCGGUAGUAAAAGAUCGUCCGAAGGGUCAUCAAGUUCUACCGAUGUCUCAGAUCGUGUUCUAGCUCAAUUAUUAACUGAAAUUGACGGUGUAACAAAUUUAGAUAAUGUGACAAUUGUAGCUGCAACAAACAGACCUGACAGAAUCGAUCCAGCUCUACUUAGACCUGGAAGAAUAGAUAGGCUUAUAUAUGUUCCCCUACCAGAUUCAGAAACAAGAUUAAAAAUCCUACAGAUUCACUGCAGUAAGACCCGCGUAUCUGAAGAUAUAGACUUAACUGAGAUAGUAGCCAAAACGGAAGGAUAUUCUGGAGCAGAAUUGGAGGCAAUAAUUAGAGAAGCAGCCCUAUUGGCCAUAGGGGAUAAUAGUCAACAAAUUACUAAAAAUCACCUAGAAAUGUCUUUGAAAAUUGUUACCCCUAGAACAGAUAUGAAAAUGAUUAAUUUUUAUGAUAAAUUUGCCUUAAAAACUAGUCUAUCAAAAUAG